GAAGGCUCGGUCAAAGAGAAAGGUUUUGAGACCGGCCUUGAACCUCUUGGAGCCCCUGGGGCUCAAGGAGCUCCAGGGGCUCAAGGGACUCCAGGGGCUACAGGAGCUCCAGGAGCUCCAGGGGCUCCAGGGGUUCCAGGAGCUCCAAGAGCUCCAGGGGGGCUCCAAGAGCACCAGAGGCUCCAAGGGCUCCAAGAGCUCCAGUGGCGCCAAGAGCUCCAGGGGCCCCCAGAGCUCCAGGGGCCCCCAGAGCUCCAGGGGCCCCCAGAACUCCAGGGGCCCCCAGGACUCCAGGGGCCCCAAGAGCUCCAGGGGCUCCAACAGCUCCAGUGGCUCCAAGAUCACCAGGGGCUCCAAGAUCUCCAGGGGCUCCAGGAUCUCCAGGGGCUCCAGGAGCUCCAGGGCUCCAAGAGCUCCAGUGGCUCCAAGAGCUCCAGAGGCUCCAAGUGCUCCAGGGGCUCCAAGAAAUCCAAGGGCUCCAAGAGUUCCAGGGGCUCCAGGAGCUCCAGGGGCUCCAGGGGUUCCAGGAGCUCCCAGAGCUCCAGGGGCUGCCAGAGCUCCAGGGAGCUCCAAGGGCUCCAGGAGCACCAGAGGCUCCAAGAGCUCCAGGGGCUCCAAGAGCUCCAGUGGCGCCAAGAGCUCCAGGGGCCCCCAGAGCUCCAGGGGCACCCAGAACUCCAGGGGCCCCAAGAGCUCCAGGGGCCCCAAGAGCUCCAGGGGCUCCAACAGCUCCAGUGGCUCCAAGAUCACCAGGGGCUCCAAGAUCUCCAGGGGCUCCAGGAUCUCCAGGAGCUCCAGGGACCCCAAGAGCUCCAGGGGCCCCAAGGGCUCCAGGUGCCCUAA
Messenger RNA from Callorhinchus milii (elephant shark), 843 nucleotides. RefSeq names its product macrophage receptor MARCO-like. The transcript has 4 exons. The annotation marks the transcript as partial. The record is from RefSeq and is a predicted model, not a curated record. NCBI's taxonomy places the organism in Eukaryota, Metazoa, Chordata, Chondrichthyes, Chimaeriformes, Callorhinchidae.